Molecule: messenger RNA, 2793 nt
Organism: Ruditapes philippinarum (Manila clam)
Lineage: Eukaryota; Metazoa; Mollusca; Bivalvia; Venerida; Veneridae
Product: PRELI domain-containing protein 1, mitochondrial-like
Exons: 4
Coding region: 151-795 (214 amino acids)
Biological process (GO): phospholipid transport
Cellular component (GO): mitochondrial intermembrane space
Molecular function (GO): phosphatidic acid transfer activity
Source: RefSeq, a predicted model, not a curated record
CUCGGAUAUGUUCGGUCUUUUACGUUCGCCAUGAUUUGCCCUCCCGCACGUAGUUAGAAACUGUCAAAAAUACGCAGAGCACAAGCCGUGUGCGUUCUGUCUGCCUGCUUUGUUACCUCUGACUACCGUGUUACUAGUCAGAGAGCAGCAAUGAAAUUCUUCACAUGUGAUAAUGCUUUUCAAUUUACAUGGGACCAAGUUGUGGCUGGGUUUUGGCAAAGAUAUCCAAAUCCAAACAGUAAACAUGUCCUGUCUGAAGAUGUUAUUGAAAGACGAGUAGAAGGCACUCAACUGAUUACCAAAAGGCUUAUAACUAAGACCAACAGUUUACCAAAAUGGGGAGAAAGGUUUGUGCACGGUCUGAACAAAGGUGUAUAUCUCGUGGAGGAAUCUAUCCUGGAUCUUAAAAAUAAAACAUUUGUGACAUAUACAAGAAACAUUGUGCAACAAAAAGUUAUGAGUGUCGAGGAGAAAUGUACAUACACACAACAAGGCGAUAAUUCUGAAACAACACAGUGUACACGGCAAGUCUGGGUGAAUUCUGGUGUACGAACAAUAUCAAGUGUUAUAGCGUCAUUCGGUAUUCAACGCUACAAGAAAAAUGCUUCCAAAGCUGUAAUUGGCUUCGAUUAUGUCUUAAAUAAACUCUAUGGACCAGAAUCGGAGGCUGAAAAUAAAGUUAUUCCUGAAUCGAGGAAAGAAAAGGCUAAAGAGUUUGCUAAAGCAAAAGCAGAUUCUGUAAAAUCUAAAUUACCGAGACCUCGGUUGACAUCUUGUCAGAAUGACGGCUCAUGAACAUUUCUCAUACAGAUUCAUUGCAAGCUUGAUUUGAGCCGUGUCACGACAAAACCAACAUAAUGGGUUUGCGAACAGCAUGGAUCCUGAUCAGACUGCGCGAAUGCGCAGGCUGGUCUGGAUCCAUGCUGCUCGCAAACCCAUUAUGUUGGUUUUGUCAUGACGUGGCUCAUUUCAUUUUUUUUUUUUUUUUUUUGUGUGAAAAAAUUGACAAAAAUUUGUGUAUUAGACAUAGGUUUGAAAGGCAGCUUAAUAAAAGGUACUGUCAUACUGGAAUUUAAAGAUACAGUACAGACUGUUUAAAAGGACCUGUAUGUAUUUUUCCUUUAGUGUUUAAAGAUAAAUAUAAUGUGUCAGCAGAUUGUCAGUGCAGUCAGUAGUUAAUGUUAGCCAGUAUUACACUUGCAGAUAUAGUUUACAUGUUUGACAUGGUAAUGUGUAAUUAUAAUAGUAUAUAAGUGCUAAAAUGUGGGUUUUGUUUUUGAAGAAAAUCUUUAUAUUUUGUUUUACUGUUAACAAGUAUUAUAUUGUUCAUGUGUAAGACAUCAGGAUUAUUUCAUUAGUCUGUUUAUUCUGUUAUUCAAAUUUCAUUAUCUAUCGGGGUAGUCCUUGUUAGUUUACUAGGGAUAGUGUUUGAUCAAUUGUUUGGUCUAGAAAAAGACAUGGGAUAUACAUGACCCUUUACAAUGCAUAGUUAUGUAUUGUACAUAUCUGUAGGCAUUUACCUUCUGUUGUUAUUUCAUGUAAGUUUAUUACCUCCCUUUGAACAUCUAGAAUAUUGCUACAAUUUGGUGUUUUAUCAAGACAAAUUGAUGCUGUUUGGUUGAAUGAUAAAAUUAAUGUGUUUAGAGCUUAAUAAUUGCUUUAAAUAUUAAUAUAGCUAUUCAGUUAAAUUUUCAUUUAUAUUAUUUUUAAUAACAGAUUAAACAUUGCUAACAUAAGCUAACAUUAGCAAUUACAAAUUUUCCUUGAUUUUCUCAUAAAAUAAUCUUGAAAUAAAUAUUCAUUGUACAAGGUAAAAUAUUCAUAAAAACAUAAACCGGUGAUUUGUUGUCAUUUAAUAAUGGUAUAAAAGUUAGAUUUACCAGUUAUUUUUAAGUUCCAUGUGAUUUGUAGUUUAUAGUUAUUUCCAUUUAGACAGAUAGAAGUUUGUAAAUGUCUAUGUUGCCAUAAAUGUAUUACCAUAGUUACAUAUUACUCCAUACACGUGCGUACAUUUAUCCGGAACAUUCCAGAGUCAAGUCAGUGUUGGUAUCUGACCUCUAGUCUUCAAAAUGGACUUUCUUCACAAACUUGCAAUUGUAAUAAACUUGAAUUUACUUUUCUCCCAACAAUGUGAUUUUACUGAUUAUUGCUAUUUUAGAACAGAAGUAUUAGAAAUUGGAGUCAAUGUUGAUUCCUCUAGACCAGGGUUCGUAAACCUGGGUAUUAAACUGUAAAACCAAAUUCAGUGGGUCUUAGUUGGUAAUGCUUAUGAUAGCGAGUAAUGCUCGCUAUGGUAAUUACCCUGGUGGUGAGGGUAAACAAACCCGAAAUACACAUACAGGACACUGAAUUGUCAAAUCUUUGACCUGAUUUAGAAGGUGUAGAAUUCCAAGAUGUUUUAGAGUUUCUAUGAAUACAACAAUUUUUUAGCAUUUAAUUUUAACUCAUGUUUUACUGACAGAAUACAAUGAUUCAUUGAAUGAGUAUUUGAGAGACAUUUCGAGCAUUUUGUUUUACAAUGCCUAUCAGAGAUGUAAUUUUUUUACAAAUUAAUAUUUUUGGUUCAGGAUAGAAUGCUCUUCUAAAAGUCUUAAAAUCGGUGUAUAAUUCGAUAAAUGAACAACAUUCGUAGUUAUUUUUGAGAGAUAAAUAACUUUUGUUGGAAUAAUUUUCUAAUUAUUAAUAUUUGUAAUUUUGUUUUCAGUGAGAUUGAUAGAUUAGAUCAUUUUUUGUGCUAACAUUUAAAUAUGAUAUUUUGAAUACCAAUUAAUUCACGUGAUGUAAUAUAAGCCG